AUGGCGGCUGUCACCAUGUCUACUCCUGCACGCCAACCGUUUGCCAGCUUGGACGCGCCUCGUCUGCGCGCCCUGGCCAAAUCUCGCAUGAACAUCCGCAAUCAACAAAACGGUGCCAUCAUCAUCACCGGCAAAAGAAAGCCCCUGGGCGACAUUGACACUGAAAACAUCGACCCGACUCUCAACCUCUCCUCCAAACGCAAGCGCGGAUCCGACGAAGACGAUGACCUGUCCAGCAAGAAGACCUCCAUCUCCACCGCUCCCUCCAAGCCUCUCAAGACCUCUCGAUUCGCAUUGAAGACUAUCGAAACUAGUCCUGCCCCUCGCAUCUCGUCCACUCCCCAGCCGUCUACUCCGAAGUCCGCUCCCAGCCUCAAACCUGCCGGUCGCUCGCCCCAAUCCCUCAAGUCCAUCUGCAAACCGUUUGCUCGGAGGUCGAAUAUCACCAAGGGGACUCGUCCUGAGCCUACAAGUCGGAAGAGUGUUAGCCGGCCAUUCUCGAUUGCGACGGCCCUGUCGAAUGGAAAGUCCCAGAAGACCAUUGCUCCCUCCACUCCCUUUACCAAGACACCUGUCCCGGCCUCCUGGUCCUUUGAUAUCUACGUCGACUCUGAAGAAGAGGAAAUGACCAACCUCAUGCAACACUCUACCGGUGUCCUUGAUAUCAGCGACAGCGAAGCCAAGCAAGAGACAUCAUCCGGUCGCGGGAAGGAGAACGUUCCGCCCGCUGAGCUGGGCAUUGAAUUGGCUCCUGCUGCACCUCAACAGGAGUCGCCUGCCGCGGCUACUCGCAAGUCUGUCAUGAUGGAGGAAUCGCGUGCUCCGCUUGGUGAGCUCAAUGCUGCUGAUUACUAUGGUGCUGACUGCCAUGCGUUUUCCUACGCCGUGGUUUGGGAUGAGGAAGAAGAGACUGAUGUUGAGAACGUUCCCGUUCCCGUGCAGAUGCGCAAGUUGUCUGCAUCUCGUGGGAGCACCAAGCCUGCUCGCAGCACCAAGCUGUCUUCCGUCUCGUCUAUCUCUUCUAUUGAGCCUACUGCUUCGAAAGACGAGUCUGCCAAGAGUGAGCCGUCAGAGGCUGGGAUUGAGAUCUAUGAGAGCGAGAGUGCUGCUGAGGAGGAAUCCGCAUAA
Aspergillus chevalieri is the source of this 1128-nucleotide messenger RNA. RefSeq lists its product as uncharacterized. Lineage: Eukaryota; Fungi; Ascomycota; Eurotiomycetes; Eurotiales; Aspergillaceae. The transcript has 2 exons. The record is from RefSeq and is a predicted model, not a curated record. Bases 1 to 1128 code for a protein of 375 amino acids.